GUACGUGCGUCUGCCUGUCGGGCACCCGCAGCAUCAGCAACACAAAAGGGUCGGAGCAGCCGGAGCUGGGCUUACCUCAGCACCGAUCAGAAGGAGGAAUCGCGUUAAGCAAAAAAAAGAGAGAAGGCGACAGGGCAAAUUCCAGCCCUUCAGACGACUCUUUGGGAAGAAGAAGAAGAGGGAGGCAAAGGGGGGCUUUGAUGGAGCAGAGCUAAAGGCGAGUUUUUCUACUGGGGAAGUGUGCAAUGGAGUUGUAUCUGACGAUGAGGAGUCCAAUCAAAAUCUGAGGGAGUUGAAUCCCAUCGGAUCUCGAGCUCUCUCACACGACAGCAUCUUUAUCCCAGAGGAGCCGGUGACUGAGUCCGGUCUAGAUCUCAGCAUGUCCCAGGAAAAUGUCUCAGAUAAAGUUAGGAAUCUGCAGAGGCAGAUAGCUCAAGGUAUAAAGUUUGGCCAGAGGCCUCCUUCUCUGAGGAAAAGUGAAGGAGAUGAGGGAAGUUCAGAUGAUGAAGAGGUUCCCCAGAGUCCUCUGAAGGUUUUGGCCCAGGUAGAAGCCGAGCCAGCAAUGACAGAGCCAAAGGUCCAGGGGGCUCCACAAGCCGAAACCAAACACAGCACCCCACUGAAGUCCCCGAGGUCCAAACGAGUUCUUCCACCCACUGGUACUAUCGAGUCCAUCAAUCUGGAUGCUGUUCCGCAGUCUGUUCCUCGCUUAGACAACACCGCUGCCAAACAUAAACUGUCUGUCAAACCGAAAAACCAGAGAAUUUCUCGCAAGCACCGGCGGUUUACACAGGACCUCCAAGAGGUAUCUAUUCCUGGUGUGGUGCAAGAGGACCUCGAGGGAGCAGGCGUCUCCACAGACGAUCAGCGCAGAGCAUCUUUUGAGGAGUCUCUAGAAAACUUCAAGAAACAGAGACUCCAUGAGGAGGAAAGAAAGGAGACGAGGAGGAAGAGGGAGCUGGAGGAACAGAGGUUCAAACAGGAGGAAGAGGAGAAGAGGAAGAGAGCAGCAGAAGAGCUGAGGCUGCGUGAACUAGAGGAGGAGAGGUGUCGUAAACAACAUGAGGAGGAAGAAUGGAGGCUUAGAGAGGAGGCAGAAAGAAGGAGGAGGGAGGAAGAGGAGAGAAGGAUCAGAGAGGAAGAAGAAAGGAGGUGGCGAGAGGAGGAAGAGCGGCUGCGGAGGGAGGAGGAGGACAGGAUGCGAGAGGAGCAGGAGCGCCGACAGCGGGAGGAGGGGGAGAGGAGACAACUGGAAGAGCAGAGGAGGAAAGAGGAGGAGGAAAGGAAGAGGCGAGAGAAGGAGGAAGAAGCGAGGAGGCAGCAGGAACUUGAGGCUGAGAAGAAGAGGAAGCUAAGAGAGGAAGAAGAGGAAAAAAAGAAAAAGGAGGAAGCAGAGAAGCUGAGGUUGCAGGAGAUUGAAGAAAAGAAACAAAUGGAAGCAGAGGAGAGGAUGAGAAAGGAGGAGGAGGAGCAGAGGAGGUUGUCAUUAGAGGAGGCUGAUGGGUGCUCAGAUCCACAGGAGAGGAAGAGGAGGGCUGAGGAGCUGCGCUGGAGGGAGAUGGAGGAGAGACAGAGGCCUUUCUCUUUCAAAGUUUCCUCUGGAGAAAAACAGAUUUUGUUCCAGAAGGUCAACCUGACGCCUGUCACGCCGGCCUCCAGCCACCAGAGCGGUGCUGUAGCUGAACAAAGAGAGAGCGCUAAGGCUUCCUCUUCUGAAGCACCAGACUCCCCAAACCUGCCAACGUCUCCAUAUGUCCCCCACACAGCCAUCUUAGUGACAGGCGCCCAGCUCUGUGGGACAGCCGUCAAUUUAGACCAGAUCAAAGACACCGCCUGCAAGUCUCUGCUGGGUUUGGGAGAGGAUAAAAAGGCCCAGGGAACACCGCCGACCAAGAGCAAGACUUCACCGGACCGCAAGUCUGGCAAAACCAAAUCACUUAACGAGUCCUCGAUUUCUACAGACCAGUCUGGUGCAGCCGUCCUGGCAGAAUGGGCUAGCAUCAGAUCAAAGAUAUUCAAGGGGGUAGAGGAGGGGAAAUACGAAGAGUACCCAGACCCAAAUCGGAACCAGCCUCAACCCAGCAAUGAAGACCAGCCUGCAUUCUCCCACACGAACCUCAGGAAGACCAUGUCUGCCAGCGCCAAGUUCUCCAUCACCCCUGCAAAGAAAAAGUUUGGAGAUUCAAACAGGAACUCUGAGGUGUUCAGUGUAGAUGAUAAGGAAGCAGGAGAGGAAGCUACUCCGUCUGAUAGCCCCACUGCAGUCUCCCCAGCUCCAACCUGUAAACCUCAGAACAGGAUGAGUAAAACUGUCCGUAUUGUAGAAAGAGGGUCAGAGGAAUGUAUGUUUGCCAAAGACCUCCCCUCUUUCCUGGUUCCUAGCCCUGGAGCCAAAUUUGAGGGGCCAGAGUUGAAGAGCAGGGCUCAGAGUGAGACAGAGGUGUCUGAAAGUAGAAAGGACGGAGAGGACCGAGGCCAGGACAGUGAGGACAAGCCGUCACCUUUUGGAAUAAAGCUGAGGAGGACCAACUACUCCCUUCGCUUUCACAGCGGAGAGUCCACUGAGAAAAGGAAGAAACGAUACAGUGCUGGGGACAGCUUUGACGGUGUCCCUUCACCUCUAACCCCCAUUGAGCCAGACUCUGACGCUUCCUCUGUCUUUUCUAACAAAUCAAGUCCCACAUCGCCUCAGAAAGAAGGCGCGGUCGGCAAGUACUUAUAUGCAUCUGCUUCCCCUGCUGUCCCUCGGGCUAAACCGGGUAAGUCUACCAGCCCCACCGCACACAGCGAAGGUGAAAAAGUGUUUUCCAAGCCACCGCUCUACCGCAGACCAACCACGUCGCCCAAACCUACUGGAGCAGUCCCCACACCUCCCCCAUCGCCCCUACCUAAAGUGGCCCAUGGGCCUCCCAAGGAUGCCAUGAUCCAGAGGACAGGGGCCACAGAGUCCUCCAGCCAGGAGCUGACGAACAGGAGCGAGGAACCUUCAGCAGUGGCCCAGUUGCACCGGAGCAGCCAAGGCCAGGUCCAAGGAGAAGAGGAGCCAAAGGAGAAGAGAUCCUUCUUCCCUUCCAUUAACAUCCCUUGGAGAGAAAAGGCGGACAGAAAGACAGAGCUCAUCAGGAGAGAAAAACCAUCACUACAGAGCAGGCACUCACUGGACAGUGUGAGGGUCCAGGAAAAGGAGGCUGGGCCCUUAUGGAUCACACUGGCUCUGCAGAAGCAGAAGGGGUUCAGGGAGCAGCAGCAGAAUCGAGAGGAUCGACGUAGCCAAAGAGAGGCCAAACUGGCUGAGAAACAAGCUAGAGAUAGAGACAGUGUUACACUGGUGAGUCCCACAGAGAGCAAAGGAAGCGGGAGCACCAGUCCUUCUUCUAAACCUCAGACACCAGAGGAGCCCAAGAGACCCGACAGCCUCCUGGGACGGUUUGAGCGCCGAGAACACCUGAAAAAAGCCAACACUUUACCCAGCUCUGUCACUGUUGAGAUUGCAGACUCUACACCGUCGCCACCUGCUGUCAAGGAGGUGUCAAAGCGCUUCCCCUCCAGUGACUCUCCGCAGGUGUCCACAGAGCCGGCCUGGUUGGCCCUGGCCAAGCGAAAGGCCAAAGCCUGGAGCGACUGUCCUCAGAUCAUCAAAUAACACCUCACCUUAGCUUCACACUGGGCUCUGGCUUGCACUGAGACUGCACACUGCCCAUGGACUCUGAAGCACCUCGAGAAUCACCAUCACCUGUCCCUUCCCUCCCAAAACUUCCCAUGAAAACCCUCCUGACUGUGAAACAAGUAAAGCCCUCCAUCACCUCAUAACCCCACACAUUGGCUGGUACUCUUAUCAUGUUAAAGUGCGCUUCACAUUCAAAUAUUCCAAUACAGUCGCACAGAUAUAUGUAAACAAUUGUUGCGCGCAUGCACAUACUGUAUACAAAUACACAAAGUAUAUGUUCCAAAAAGACACAGAUAGAACAUUGCAAUGGAGUCCUCAGCAGCCAAUUACAACCAUGGCUGGCCAUUGCAAUAGCCAACCCCAAUUACUUUUUUAUUUUGUAGCCAACUGUGUCACCAUGGUUGUAAAUAAAUCAUUCACUCAACACAAUAAAAAGUGAAACACUUCUGUAUUAGAGAGGUGAAGCUCUGACAAAUGACAGCGUUUAAUCAACAGAGGGUAACUGUCUGAAUCGUGUUUUAAGGGCUACAAGUAACAAUAAGUCGACCUGUUGAAUCUGCCUCUGGACAGCUGAUGGAAGUGUUACGGGCGUCUUCUCUGCCCUUGUUGGUAUUAUUUAUGUAAAGCAGCGGAUUUAUCUAUGUUGAAAUGAUACUGUAUCUCCUCUCUGAGCCUAGUUUGUCAUGUACAAAAGAAGCCUUUUUUCUUUUUUUACUCAUACUCUUAGCAUAACAAUUCUCACUGUGUCCGUGAUGACUGUGAUAGCUGUCAAAGAGGCUAUUGUACAAUUUCGCCAUUAUAAAGUAACCAGAAUCUAUCAUAAUCACACGGUGGGUGCACCUAAACACAGCACUGAAGACCAUGUGUUACUGGGCAUUUACAUUGAACUGCACAUUAUCCUCACAGCUGUGUGAUGACGUAAUUUGGACUUUUUGCUUUACUAAUGGAGACAGACAAAACACCUGCUUGCUGUAACAUACAAUUUUUGUAGCUGUCCUCCUGUAACACACUUGUGUUUGUAGGCUUACGCCAUCACUUCCUCGUCAAUGUGAUAUGAUCUUACAUAAUAAUGUAAGCAUCUCCUCGAUGAACACCCCCCCCAGCAAUCUCAUUUCCUUCCACUCACUUAAUGAUCUUUAUGUAAAUCAGUAUGUACUGUAUGGAAGUCAAAGGCGUUACCAGAGCUUCGGUCAGAAAGAGUCACUUUGUCAUUUUGUUUCUAACGUCGGCCGUGCACAAUAGUGUAGUGUACGCAGUGUUAUAUGUAACAAGAAAAAUGUUUGGUAUUAUUUGCACUUUUUUGUCCCACUUAGAUAUUCAUGAGAAAAUUCUUAAAGAGAUACAAAAUGUUAUGAAUAAUGUAAAUUAAAUACUGAUGUCUGAACUGAAA
Siniperca chuatsi (mandarin fish) is the source of this 5057-nucleotide messenger RNA. RefSeq names its product capping protein inhibiting regulator of actin dynamics (gene cracd). The transcript has 9 exons. The record is from RefSeq and is a predicted model, not a curated record. The coding region runs from base 380 to 3643 and encodes 1087 amino acids. NCBI's taxonomy places the organism in Eukaryota, Metazoa, Chordata, Actinopteri, Centrarchiformes, Sinipercidae. Gene Ontology annotation, biological process: maintenance of gastrointestinal epithelium; negative regulation of barbed-end actin filament capping.